Messenger RNA from Staurois parvus, 310 nucleotides. NCBI's taxonomy places the organism in Eukaryota, Metazoa, Chordata, Amphibia, Anura, Ranidae. The record is from the annotation of a GenBank genome assembly.
AUUAAAUAAAAUAAAAUUCUAAAAAGCCAGACACUAAGAAGAAAAAUCAGGUACAUGCUUGGUGUCUGUGUUCCUGAGUCUUGGCUCUUUGUUGCCCAGGCUUACUUUACUUUACUUGGGGUAAGGGGUAACCAGGGGUGGACUGACCAUUUGGAAACUCAGGCACUGCCCGAGGGCCCGGGGUCAGUAGGGGGCCCCAUGAGAUACCCCUGGUACCUUUUUCAUAGGCUUUUUUGAGUUUGGGCAAGGACACAGGGGCCCCAUGAUCCCCUAUUGCUCGGGAGCCCCAUGAGUUGUCAGUUCGCCCCUG